Molecule: messenger RNA, 454 nt
Organism: Hipposideros armiger (great roundleaf bat)
Lineage: Eukaryota; Metazoa; Chordata; Mammalia; Chiroptera; Hipposideridae
Product: C-C motif chemokine 13-like
Exons: 3
Coding region: 49-423 (124 amino acids)
Biological process (GO): positive regulation of cell migration; antimicrobial humoral immune response mediated by antimicrobial peptide; inflammatory response
Cellular component (GO): extracellular region
Molecular function (GO): chemokine activity; CCR chemokine receptor binding
Source: RefSeq, a predicted model, not a curated record
CCAGGCACCAACAACUCUCAGCUGAAGCUCACGUCCUCACGCUCCACCAUGAAGGUCUCCGCUGCCCUCCUGUGCCUGCUGCUCGCCGUGGCCGCCUUCAGCACCCAGGUGCUGGCUCAGCCAGAGGCCCUCAAUGCCCGGUCCCGCACUUGCUGUUACACAUUUAGCAAGAAGAAGAUCCCCUUGCCAAAGCUGAAGAGCUAUCGAGUCACCAACAGCCAGUGUGCCCAGAAAGCUGUCAUCUUCAGCACCAAACUGUCCAGGGACAUCUGUGCCAACCCAAAUGAGAAGUGGGUCCAGGAUUAUGUGAAAUACCUGGAUCAAAAAUCUCCCUCCUCGAGGACUUCAACUCUUCCAGCCACACUAAGACCAAGCCAGAGUACCAAAGCGGACCCUCUAUUCUCCUCUAGCCUUCCUGUCUAGACCCUGGACCAAUUUUUACUGUAAUUUUCAA